This is a messenger RNA of Penicillium manginii, 2166 nucleotides long. RefSeq lists its product as uncharacterized. Gene Ontology annotation, biological process: protein dephosphorylation. Gene Ontology annotation, molecular function: protein tyrosine phosphatase activity. The transcript is spliced from 4 exons. The coding region runs from base 1 to 2166 and encodes 721 amino acids. NCBI's taxonomy places the organism in Eukaryota, Fungi, Ascomycota, Eurotiomycetes, Eurotiales, Aspergillaceae. The record is from RefSeq and is a predicted model, not a curated record.
AUGACAGGUCCUGGGCGAUCACCCUCCUCCCCAUGGGCACAGGGUGCACAGACUGCACAGGGAUUUCCCCUCGAUGGAAGGACCGCAUUUCAUCCCAUUUUAUCUCCAUCGAAUCCCAAUUAUCCAGCGACGGCCUCCCUGUCGGAGCGUCAGAGUCCCAACUACUUCGGCCUCGCAGUGGAAAGCUCUAGUAACCCGUCAACGUCAAACUCGGGCCCGCACGUACAAAAGAACUGGGCAUCCAUACCCGGCGCGCAGAACUCACUGCCUAGUCCCAAGCUCCAACUCUAUUCCCAAGAGCCUAUCUCGGAGGGACUGGUGAACCUGUUGCGAACAGAGUCUGAGAUUGAUAAAGGGCGUCGCGAGUCUUUCCUCCAAAGGCGUCCCUCCACCAAGGACGUCAAUCCGUCAUUUCCGUCCGUGGUCCGCGGCGACUCGGGCAUUCGAAUGCACGGUAGUAUCACGGGAAAUGGGAUCUCAGCCCAACAAAGGACAGGGUCUAUCUCUCAAGAUACCCAAUCACCUAUGACCCCAUCUCGCUGGGUGUCAAGUGAGCAAUGUGCUGAAAUAAUCCAAUCUGAUUCGAAAAGUCUUCUUUUGCUGGAUGUUCGCGCAUACACGCAUUUUGCCCAGUCCAAUAUUAAAGGCUCUUUAAACCUCUGCAUUCCCACCACACUUCUCAAGCGACGUUCGUUCAACACGCAGAAACUCGAGGGCACAUUCACAAACGAUGGUGAUAAACAAAGAUUCGCUCAGUGGAAACAAUGUAGCAUAAUCAUUGUUUACGAUUCUUCCACAACUGAGGUGAAGGAUGCUAUCCCUCUUUUGAACGUGAUUGGCAAAUUCGAGGCGGAAGGAUGGUCAGGUAAAGGUUUGAUUUUACAGAAUGGCUUCAAGGGGUUUUCGGCCCAGUUUCCGCGCUUAAUCCACCGGCCGCAGUUGCAGACGUCAGGGCCAUCCCCCAAGAAGCGACCCUCAAUGAGCAUUAAUCUUGGAUCUGUCGCACCUGUUGUAGGAGGCUGUGCUAUGCCAGAUGCGUCUUCAGCGGCAAAUCCUUUCUUUGGAAAUAUUCCAACAAGCCCUUCCCCGUGGCUUCGGAAGGCCUCUGAUGCCAAGGACCAGGGCCAAAUCGUGUCGGAGAGAUUUCUAGACUUGGAGAAGAAAGAAUUGGAGCGCAUGAAACAGGCGCUAUCUUAUGAUGGCCCCUCCGCCUCCGCCGGUGGAGCAUCGAAGAAGUAUCGCGUUGCGGGAAUUGAGAAGGGAACGAAAAAUCGAUAUAACGAUAUCUAUCCAUUCGAACACUCUCGCGUUAGACUUGAAGGAAUACCGCUAGGCGACUGCGAUUAUGUGAAUGCAAACCACAUUAAAGCCGAGCUAAGCAACCGGCGUUAUAUCGCUACCCAGGCUCCGGUUCCGGACACAUUCAACGACUUUUGGCGCGUUGUCUGGGAACAAGAUGUCAGGCUGCUCGUUUCACUGACAGCCGAGUUUGAGAGAGGACAAGUGAAAAGUCACCCUUACUGGCGGACCGCCGAUUACGGUCCAUUCAAGGUGAAAGCCUAUUCAGAGCGGUACAUCGACGUCGAGUCCAAGGGUCGUCCAAUCGACCCCUCAAUGAAGAACUCCAAGGCCGUGAAAGAGUCAGCCCAGAGCCCGAACGAGUCUAACGAAAACCCGGUCAUAAUCGUCCGCCACUUCAGUCUCCAACACACAAACUUUCCCUUCCAACCCUUGCGAGACAUCACGCAGAUACAAUACCCAUACUGGCCAGACUUCGGCACCACUUCCCAGCCAACACAUCUCCUCAAUCUGAUCGAGCAGUGUAAUAAAGUGGCCCGAUCGACCAGUGAUUCCGGCUUCGGGAAUCAGGAGGCUGAACCGUACGGCCAGCGACCGAUUCUAGUCCACUGCAGCGCUGGAUGCGGCCGCACUGGAACAUUUUGCACAGUCGACACUGUGCUAGACAUCCUCAAACGACAGCGUGCACUCAACCCCUCCAAUUCAAAAGAAGUCCCGAAAGAAAUCCGCGACCUGGACCUGGACCUGAUUUCAAAAACAGUAGAGGAUUUCCGCACACAGCGACCCAGCAUGGUCCAAAACCUGAGCCAAUUCGUUCUUUGUUAUGAAAGCGUUCUUGAGUGGCUUGUUUCGCAGGAGGAUACCUAA